Diabrotica virgifera virgifera (western corn rootworm) is the source of this 438-nucleotide messenger RNA. RefSeq lists its product as uncharacterized. The record is from RefSeq and is a predicted model, not a curated record. The transcript has a single exon. The coding region runs from base 1 to 438 and encodes 145 amino acids. Lineage: Eukaryota; Metazoa; Arthropoda; Insecta; Coleoptera; Chrysomelidae.
AUGACGGACGGUGCCAGUUCUUCAGUGCUUCAGGAUAUCAGUGCUUCAGGAGUCGACCGAAUUUCAGUUAAAAUCCCACCGUUUUGGCCCAACGAUCCCGAAAUUUGGUUCCUGCAAGUGGAAAGCCAAUUUACACUGGCAAACAUAACAAGUAACUCAACAAAAUUUAACUACAUAGUUGCCAAUCUCGAAACAGCUUACAUCUCAGAAGUUAGGGACAUCAUUGUGUCACCACCAGCUACAGAGAAGUAUGUAAAAUUAAAAGCAGAGCUUAUAAAGAGACUUAGUGCAUCACAGCAACAAAAAAUCAAGAGAUUACUUGAGCAUGAAGAACUGGGCGAUCGAAGACCUUCCCAAUUCUUAAGGCAUUUACAGUCUUUAGCAGGCACAACAGUACCAGACAAUAUUGUUGUAAUCCUAGCUGGGUUCAGGGAUUAA